This is a messenger RNA of Toxotes jaculatrix (banded archerfish), 9192 nucleotides long. RefSeq names its product AT rich interactive domain 3A (BRIGHT-like) (gene arid3a). Gene Ontology annotation, cellular component: nucleus. Gene Ontology annotation, biological process: regulation of transcription by RNA polymerase II. The record is from RefSeq and is a predicted model, not a curated record. The coding region runs from base 691 to 2352 and encodes 553 amino acids. Gene Ontology annotation, molecular function: DNA binding. NCBI's taxonomy places the organism in Eukaryota, Metazoa, Chordata, Actinopteri, Toxotidae. The transcript has 9 exons.
UUCUCUGUCUGUCUGUCCGGACGAUGCGGGCUCUCAAACUGUGAAAACACAAUCACACGCAAAAGCUGAAUGCGUGGAUAUCAUGCAGUCACAUGAAACCACUUUAUUUCUAGCUGAUAAACAGACGAACCACCUCUCCUCUUCCUCUUUUUGGAGCUUUUUUCUCUAUCUGUAAUCGAAGGGGGGAGACCUGGAUUCAGAGACGGGGAAAACAGGAAUGUUUCUUCCGGUUCCAAAGAGUAAAAAAAGCGAACGGAAGCCAAUGCGGUCUUUGUAGUCUGCCAGCAAACUCUUGUACUCCCACCUUUGCUUCCACUGCUUGUGCCUCAUCGAAUGCUGUGCGACUCAGCUCUGUUGCCGGCCUUGGUUUCCCCCCAACUGCAGGAAAAACCAUUGAGACAAGAGAGAGGCCUCUGUCUCCAGAAGUGCAACCGACCUGCAUGUCUCAGAGCUCUGACCGACCCCCCUUCUCUUCCUCCUUCUCCUUCCAAGGACCCACAUUUCCACAUAACCAUAACCUCUAAACCUCCAGCCAGCUGCUCACUGCUUCAUCACAGACACAGUUGGUAAUUGCUCUCCCUGGGCAGAAGGAUCGACCGUCAUCCCCCAACUGGCCCCCCGACUGGUUCUCCUUUGGUGGGGGAGGGAGGGGAAGGAAGGCAGCUGAACGUAGUGCCGCUUUCCCUGGAAAUGAAGCUGCAGGCUGUUAUGGAGAACCUGCACAGGCAGCAGAGGGCAAAGCUGCUGAUGGAGCAGCAGUUACAGCAACAAGCCGCCGCCCAACACACUCAGGUCCGCACAGGUGGAGGAGGAGGGGAUGAGCCGAUGGGGAGCCCGGCCCCUGAUGCAGAGCAGACCCAGAUGGCAGCACUAGCGGCCAUGCGCGCAGUGGCUGCCGGGCUGCAGAGGGUGUCAGACAGCCCCAUGUCGGAGCGCAGCAGCGGCGGCGAGGAGGAAGGUGAUGAUGAUGACAAUGAAGAAGGAGAGGAGCAAUACAAGGACAUGAUGGGGUCAGAUGAGGAGGAGCAGAUCAAACAGAAAUGGGACGAGGAGGACUUUGAAGGCGAAAUGGAAGAAGACUUUGACGAUGACCUGGCAGAGGAAGGUCUGCCAACAGGCCAUGACGCUGUGGCCCCUGGGAAAGGCAUCCUCCUUCUGCCCCAUCGCCAGCUCCACCCUCACUCCCAGCUCCUGAAGACCCGCCCCAGUGUUGACCAGGAGCCCCGUGUAGCUAUCCUGCCCCCCCAUGCCACGCACAGCCAUCUGGGUGGUCAAGACCACGGGGAAUGGACCUAUGAAGAGCAGUUUAGACAGCUGUAUGAACUGGAUGGAGACCCAAAGAGAAAGGAGUUUCUGGAUGACCUCUUCAGCUUCAUGCAAAAAAGAGGAACCCCAGUGAAUCGUAUUCCUAUCAUGGCCAAACAGGUCCUGGAUCUGUACAUGCUCUACAGGCUGGUAACAGAGAAGGGCGGCCUGGUGGAGGUCAUCAACAAGAAACUGUGGAGGGAGAUCACCAAGGGACUCAACCUGCCUACCUCAAUCACCAGUGCAGCCUUCACCCUUCGCACACAAUACAUGAAGUACCUGUACCCAUAUGAAUGUGAUAAGAGGGGUCUGAGCAACCCCAACGAGCUCCAGGCAGCCAUUGACAGUAAUCGGCGGGAGGGCAGACGACAAAGCUUUGGCAGCUCCCUCUUCACCUACUCGCCCAAUGGGACACCCACCAUGCUGUCCUCACCAAAGCUCCCCACGUCCAGUGUGGGCCUGACGGUGGGCACCAAUGGAGCCUCGCUGACUCCCAUCCAGAAGAUCAAGAAAGAAGAGGAGGGAGGCCAGUCGCUGCCAGGGGUCGGUGUGGCUCGUUUGCCAGCAGGGGCCUUGGCAGGUCACUCGGUGGCUGCUGUGCAGGCAGCGGCAGCCCAGGCAGCAAUGGCGGCGCAGGUGGCAGCUCUGGAGCAGCUGAGGGACAAACUGGAGGCCGGCGAACCUCCAGAGAAGAAGAUGGCGCUGCCGGCCGAGGAACACCACCGACUGCUGCAGAGAGCGCUGCAACACAACUUGCUGGCCAUGACUGCCCAGAUACCCAUGAACAUCCGCAUCAACAACCAAGAGGGCAGGCAGGACUCAGCCCUGAACCUCACCACCAACGGCACAAGCAGCAUCAGCAUGUCAGUGGAGCUCAAUGGAGUGGUGUACACUGGCGUUCUUUUUGCUCAGGCAGCAGCAGGGUCGGCCUCAUCUGGUGCGUCUGGAUUGUCCGUCUCCAACAAGGCGGUCAGCGGCCGUGUUGCCCCUCAGCAGCAGCAGAACACACCUACCUCAACCUCAACCUCCAGCAACCCAUUGUCUUAACAAACCCCCAGCCUUUCCCCUUUAUUAUUAUUUUUUUAAUUACCACGCUAAGUAAAGCCAAAAAUCAACCUCAUUUUCUACGUCAUCUAUGCCAAAAAGAGAAGAACCGUAAACCAUACAGGACAACACAGACUGAAACUCAGAUCACUUGAAGUACACUAUCUCAGGUUUUCUCUCACACAUCCACCUCUUUUGUUCUUCACAGCCAAAAUAAUUUUGGAAAAAAAAAAUAUCCCAACUGAGAGUCAGUAUAUGCUAAACAAAUAUGUAUGCACAACCUGUGAAUUAUUUAUUUCUGCAUAAAUGUACAGAUUAUUGGAGAACAAAAGAGAAGGUUUUAACUAGGAAGGGCAAUGCACUGUUUACACACACAAACACAGCUACUGACUGACAGCGAUGUUUUAUCCUCUAGGGGAGAGAUUUUUUUUUUAUUUUAUUUUAACUUUUCAUUGUCAUUAUUAUAAUUAUUGUUAUCCUCUAUUGUGUUUAUCAUUUAAAUCUUUAACAAUCCUCUCACUGCAGGAAAGCAAUCUAUAUAUUUAGAAUUCUAUAAAAAAAAAGAAAAAGAAAAUAUGAAUAUCCUCUAUUUUUAAUCAGAAAAGCUUUAAAGGUAUAUGUUGUUUCUUCAGGGCAUAUAACAAUGUACCGUUGUGACCUCAUUUUAUGUAAAACCUUUUAACCUUAUUCAUAUGACAGCCAGUUUGGGUCUCUAUGUGGAAGAGCGAGUCUGGUGCAGGUCUGCACUCCCGUUGUGUACCGAGAUACACAUCAUAUCUAUGCCACAGAUACUCCAGUGAAACGCAAAUUUGAAAUUAGCUGGAUCUCAAGAAUCUGCAAGGAUAUCGGUUGACUUUUUAAUGUAUUUGGUCCAUUACUGAUUGCUACCAGAGUCUAGGUAGUAGCUAGUUAGCGAGAAUGCUUCGUUGCUGACAUCCCUGCUGAAUUCAAGCAGUUGUUGUGGUUGCUCUUCCUGAGACAGCUGGCUUUCUAAAACCCUCACCUGUUUGUUGACAUAAGGCCAGUUCAAUACAUAUCUAUGCCAAACAUGCAGGUAGACCGUAAAGCUUACUGUUCAAAAUGGCUGUUUGUGCGAGUAAGGUCAAUUGUGCAGGUGUGAAAAUGAGCUAAAGCCUUUCGCUGCACCUCAACACGCUGGACUUUCUGAGCCUCAGCAGCAUCCACACCGACUGUUCCUGUUGCUGUUUGGGGUUCAGAUUUUAUGUGAAUAACACGUUUUCCACUGGUCUCAGGUGUCCGUCUGCUCAUCGCUUUGUACAGUACCCCGCAGUCUUUUAUUACUCUUGACGGAGCAAUGCUUUUCAGCAUCUUUCCCUGCAGAAAGAUCAGUUUUUAGCUUUUUUUAAUGAUUUGGCCUUCUAGUGGAGUGAUUGUCUUAAGGUUAGAUACAUGCAUGUAUUUAUAGACAAAAGCCCUUCAGCAAACAGAAAAACUCCAGUUUCCAGUCUUAAAUUUACAGGAGUCGAGUGUCUGCUUGUUGUGGAGACACAUGGACAAUCAGGUGUCAGGGGACACAAUCUAAACUUCAGAAGAAACUUAUCCUGACAGUUAUUUCAGCUCAUAUCUGACCUUUUUUGUUGUUUUUUGCUUGUAUCAUAGAUUACAGAUGCUUUUAUUUUUUGUUUCGGCUUUGUGUUUUUGCAUGACUUAGUGCUUAUUCUGAUCCAAGUGCUUCUUAUCCUGUGCUGUGACGAUCUAUCAAGGAUAAUACAGAGAAUGUCUUGUGAUCCUCUGACUGUUUUUCGAUGUUGCUUAACAGGCUUUUGAUAAUAUGAGAGGUAAUCAUUGCUGCGGCUAAGCGCUUGCCUGUGUCUUAGUGUUUGCACACUCACAGCAGUUGGACUUAAAGGUUAAAUCUUCCACAGCGGAGACACCAUGUCACCCCAUAAGUAGUUGUGUCUCUGCAUUUUGAAGUAGAUCAAUCAUUCAGCUUUUUGAACUUUAACCUGUGUUACCUCUCUGGACUGUUGGCUGUUCAAAGAUUGUUACUCAACCCCCUCCCCACCCGCCCCUACGCAAAGUGGCCUCAUUUCUACUGACAUUAAGAAGUAAAUCAGGCUUUGUAUGUGGGUUCUGUUCUUAGGCCUUAACACAGCAUGAGAUGACCAGAGAGUGAGCAGUACCUCCGUCUAAUCAGUUUUUACUGUUCCAGUCAAAUAUCACCACAUGGCUGUCGUGGCUUUGAUUCUGGACUUGCUUCUCUGUGGGAAGUCACCACCAGCUGCUACACAAACACUGGUCAGCUUUGGAAAAUACAUCAACUCCCAUUCAAAAACACAAUCAUCAAACGCUGUUCUUUAAGUUUUGUAAGAUCGAGAAGAGAACUUGUUUUAUUUCUCCCCAGAAAAGAAAAUUAGAGCUUUAGUUGCUAGUUUUAAAAAUGUUUUUCAGGGACAGAAACAGGAUUUCAUUGGUUGAGUUAAAUCUUAAUGAGACAGAGAACCACAGUUUACCUAAGUGUCAAAAGAGGAACUCUGGUGAAACACGGAAUAGGGAUCAUCAUGUAUUUGUUUUAGCUGCAAAGAACCUAAAAUAAACUAGUUUGUGACUAGUCACUUGCCCAGACCAGUUUAAUGCAUGCCAACCUGCACCACCUAUAGGCGAGAAAUGUAGCAGCGGCAGCAGUUUUGACCUGCAGACCUGCAGUUGUUGUAUUUGUGUGUGAGGUUUUAUAGUUCUACCACCUGUCAGCUAAAAUAACCAAUAAUCAGAGUCAGAAAAACGUAAUUAUGCUUUGCCAAGCGAUGGGAGGUAGAAGCACCACAUUACUCUGCUGCUGUUGUAACUCUGUAACAGGUCAGCACUGAGUCUGGUUUCAUUUGCUUUGCAUCAGUGUGUUUCAUACAACAGGGUUAGAGCGAAUACUAAUGAAUGGAAAAUCAGCAGGCUAGCUAGACAACUAAAACUAGUUUUGUCUAUCUAUGCAAAACAACAACCCAAGAUAAAAGUUUCCCGCUCUCCUACAUCUGUAUUUUGUCGCUGGGUAUCAGUCUAGCGCUUAAAAACUGGCUCUGACCACAGAGGUUUAAUUUAACCAAUGAAAUUGUUUUUAUGUCUGAGAACCAUUUGCAGAACUGAAACUCUAGUUUGUGCAAGAUUCUAUCAGCAGCCUUACAUAGGAGGGAGAUAAUACAAAACCAGGUUCCUUUUUUUAAUUUGCAAACAACUUGCUUCGCAACAGUGGAGAAAUCCAUUUACAGAUACAGGCCAGACAGAUGUAGUCAAAUUGCUCGUUGUUUUGCAGCUGUUGCCCUGCAGCGUGGCUGUGAAGUCAGUACGAUGUAGCCUGAUGUCAAGAUUCACAAACCCGUUUGAAAUAUUGAUCAGGCUCUCAGUGUAGAUCCGUUUCAGAGGAAGUCCGUAGCUUUCUUCACGGAAAAAUGUUGCUAAUGUUAAACAGACCCGUGCCCUCUGGCUGCUGCCUCAUUGUGGACAAUUGACAUGAGUCAGUACAGACCACAUUAAGGCUAAUCUCUCUUCUUUGCAUUUGAUAGACACAUUUAUCCAAAGCAUUAUGGAAUGUAGCUACAUCUUGAAAUAUGAGUGAAAUUUAAAUCUUUUUCUUACUUCAGUUUGGGUUUUAUGGUUUUGGCAACAAUUUUCUUUAAACCACUUAAAAAUUUUAUUGUGUUAGAUUUAUGCUGAUUUAUCAGUCUGUAUGACUAGCCUGGUUUGGAUUUGAUGACAGUUGUUAAUUAUUAAGCAUUAGGCAGUGAAGUAGAAGGAGAAACAAUGAAGCAGAGGGAGAAGCCUUUGAGGUUCUGAGCCAACCUGUGUAAAAAGUAUAUGAGCCUUUGAUGCUCAUUAUUCACAGACCAUACAUGAAACCUUAAAAAAAAAAAUUUAGAUACUAAUGUUGCCCUCUGUGUUAUUCAUUUUAAGCUAAUUUAGAUUUUAAUCAACUUUCUCCUCGAUUCUUCCGUUUAAGCAAAAGUGUCUGUAUAUUUUAUGUUACGAUGUAAAAGGAUGUAUUCACUCAUGUGCAGUGGCACAGAAAGCCCUGAAUUUGUCUCCAUGUCUCUGUCGCUUCUUGAGAAGCAGAUGUUUCUGGUAAUGGCUGACAAUCAAAUAGAGACAUGCUGUGGCUGAAAGCUUUGGUUUGGGGGGGCUGCUGGAGGAAGCAAAAUUCAAUCAAUCCUGAUCUAAAGGAUCAACAUUGCUUCUUCAGAUUUGACCCUGUGACCCUUAGGCCCCUGAGGCAACACUCAAGCACCUGCCCCCAUUCACUGGACCGGUUCUGCAAGAUAUUUGCAUUUGAAAAGUGGAGGUACUGCAGCUCUCUCUCUCUCUCUCUCUCUCUCUCUCUCUCUCUCUCUCUCUCUGUAUAUGGCAGCAUCUUCACAGAAGGCUGGCAUGUUUUUAAUUGCGUGGUAGCGACAAUCAGGAGACGUUAUUGCAACACAGUAUACCUCCAAACACUUUGACAUCCCUUCAGCCACAAUCAGGCCCCUUUUCUACCUCAGAGACUAAAAGCUCUGGCAGAUGUCUUUGCUUCAGCCACAACAGAGAAUCCUGUUAAAGGCUACGUUCAUGCAGGAAAACCAAUCAAAAUGUUGGUGAUGAGUUCGGGUUGACAAUGAAAGAGACUGUACAGACCACAGACAAUCAGAUAUCAGCUAAAAUGUGACGCACACCUUUAACUGAUAACCAUUUUAGCAACGUAAGGGGAUUGAUAGAUGUCAGUAUGGUUGAGAGGCUGCAACCCCUGUAGUGAGAGCUCCCCUCAGUGGAAGUUUUUGUUAUGACACACAAUCAGUUGAGAUUUCCUAGAUGGAAAAAGUUAGGGAUUUGGUUGAAGGCUGCACAGACUCAAAGUCCUUCAGUAUGACCAUUUAAAAAUCACAGAUUUUCAGUGUUCAUAGCUUCAUUUCCUUCCAGUGUUUCCAGAGUUUUCUUCUCGUUGAGGUGAAGUGGCAUUUAGAUCAUCACAGAACACUUAAAUAAUCAGUUGAGUCUGCAGCUCUUCAGAGUAUUUAAACAAAGAUUUAUUUCACAAAUCAGUGGACAAUUAAUAAUCAAACAUCCUGUUUUGUCUGUCUUUCUGCAUCUGUGUAUCUGUAGGUCUGUAGCUGCUUUCUCUCGUGGAACCUGCAGGUGGUUUUCAUCAUUAGUGUAUAGACAAUACUCACUCAAGACUUUGUACCUGCAGUUCUUGGCUUUAUUUUUCUUUGUCAAAGUUACAUUAGUGUUGUGUGGUAAUGCAGUUAAAAGCUUGGAUUGAUUUCAAAAGUCUGCUUGUUUGAUGCAUUCACGUGCUGUUGUACAGAUCGGAACAAUGGCUUAGCUGGACUAAUUUUCUUCAUGCAUUCUGUUGGUCUUGGGGUUUGAUUUCCCGACAGUAUAAGUAGUAAAUGUAUCAUUGCUCAGGAGUCAACUCCCAAAUCUCAGAUGUCUGAGCUUUUGAUCAGCGCCAAACCCUGUCUGUCAAAAUGUCAUAACAUAAGAACGUCAUAACUUUCAGGCGUUUUUAUCUUGAAAUAUUGCUGCUUUUACUCUCACCAGAGCUGUAGCUAAAAUAACCUCUUGAAAACUUACCAGGUCCAGGGUGUCUUGCGUGGAAAAUGAAUUCCCCAUUCCUUUUCCCACAUGCAGCCGAUAUGGAAAUUUUACCAGAACAUUUACGGGUUAAGGAGCAUGUGGGUUCGAGGGCUUUUGACUGGACUUCACCACUGACUUUACCUCCAUCAGGUGGACUGUGGAGAAGGGAAAAUGAUGAUGAGAAAAUAACAAGAUGCCUUCUGCUGUGACAAUUGUUGUAUGAAUUAACCUGUAUUACUAAGAUUCAUUAAAUAGAUUAUUUCUGAAAUGUGGCUUUUAGGGCUCUGGAUUAUAUCAUGUUUAUAUUGUUUUGUUUUUUUUUUUUGCUCUUUCUUUGCUUUUUUUUUGGAAAUGCUGUAGCAACCCCAGCACACAGAGAUUACAUUUAGAUUUGAUUUAUUAAUAUAGCGAUAAUGAUAAUGUGAUUAUUUUAGGGAGGCACGUGAUGUGAUGUGUGUGUGUGUGUGUGUGGGACUUCACGUGUCUUUGCGUCAACUUCAGAACUGAAACAAGGCUCUGUCUCUUGUCUCUUACAACUUCUUCUCAGGAAAAUCUACCUCUACCUCCAGUUUGAUGCAUUUAACCCAGUGAGGGCUGAAGUUACCGUGUAGUGGGCACACAAAGAGGGCGUGAGGGCUGACACCAGGGUCUGAAAUGAAUUGUAACAUGCCAAUAUAGUUUCUGAGUUUAGAUAUGAACACAUUUCCUACACAUAAUACACAUGAGUUUGUACUGAAAACAAAAAAUUGUGGAGUAUUUAUAAAAUUAUAUUGGCUGGAUAUAUAAAUGAAUAUCCUCAGCAGAUAUUUUUUCACCCUGGUUGGUGAACUAAAAGGUUCAUGUUGGACUCUGAGGUGGCAUUCUCUCUGGCUCUCUGCAUCUUUCUGUGUUACAAGGUCGUAACGCUUCUGCUGUUUAUUUGAGCACCAACAACAGGGAACCUCCAGCUCAACAGCUAAAUACUACUAGUACUACAACAAGUACUGCUUCUAGUACCACUGUUAGUACUGCAAGUUGUUUUCAGUGUGUUCUAUUAAUGUGCGCUUAUUCCUCCUUUUUCUAUAAAUGAUUACUUUUUUGAUGAAUGGGUUGUCUCCCAGUAACCACGGUAACAGUGAAGUGGUGGUGGGCAAAUGCAACUGUUUUCUUUUUGUUUGUUGUUUUUUUUUCUUUUUGUUUUUGAAGGGUGAAGAGCUGUUCUUGCCUAUUUACUCAAUAUGUGUUUGUGUGAAUACUUUUAUUUUGAGUCUGAAAUUAAUAAAAUACCACCUUUCUUAAACGUCA